Messenger RNA from Eurytemora carolleeae, 1737 nucleotides. RefSeq lists its product as uncharacterized. Bases 25 to 1599 code for a protein of 524 amino acids. NCBI's taxonomy places the organism in Eukaryota, Metazoa, Arthropoda, Copepoda, Calanoida, Temoridae. Gene Ontology annotation, molecular function: protein binding. The transcript is spliced from 3 exons. The record is from RefSeq and is a predicted model, not a curated record.
CCAAGGAUGGAGUAGGUGGUGAGGAUGACUGUGUGUGAGAGUGAGGAGAACCGAAGGAAGGCUGCCUGGUUAGUGCCUGGGUACAUCCUUCUAGCCUGGUUCCUCUGUGUCGUCUUCCAACCUCUUGGUUUCACUAAUGUGCCCGGUAAAGGGAAUAAUAACGAUCUCAACGAUGAGAGCUUGUAUGAUAUCAUCAACCUACAGGACGAUCCCCAGUGGAAGAGUCGGUGUGAGUCUGGGGAACGACAGAGAGUCAUUCUAACUGCAGGACCAGGAAGUGGGUUAAUUCUCCGUCUUACCGGUCAGAACUACUACAGGUAUGAGGAGUAUAACUGUAGCCUGGAGGUGGUUGCAGGGACGGAUAUGGACGGAGUUACAGCUGUGGUGGAGCACCUAGAUCUCAGGGGAGAGGAACCUGAACAAUGGAGAGAUCACGAGUGUCCGGACUUCAUAGAUAUCAGGUCGGAGCAAUCAAUGGUUCGGAAACCUCUCUGUGGACAAUGGGAUGUGGAGCGAGAUCAUCAUCUCCGACUCUCUGGGGUUGAGAAGAAUAUUAUUGGAUACUGUGUCGAGGACAGGAGCGGGCACAGUUGUGAGACGAAGAGAAUCCUAGUUGAUGUUUCAGUGGAGCAUAACAAAACCCUCUCAGACUCCUUCCCCUCCUUGAGAAAAUCCGACCGGCACGGUUUCACCAUCAUAUUUACCGCCUGGAGACAUGCAGAUACCACUGGGUCUUGUGAGGACUCGGAGAUGGUUUGCCCAAACUCAGAUGGCGGAGUUCAUGCAGAGAGGAACCACUGUAUAUGGCAGAAGAUGAUGUGCGAUGGACACCAGAACUGUGGGUUUCUCGUCAACAAGGACGAAUGGGGUUGCAGGCUUGGUAGAGAAACACCUUGGUCUGUAGGAACCAUCACUGUUCUUGUCGCAAUUUGGAUUGCAAUAGUUACUGUUCUCAUGCUUGCAACAGUGUUCCUCCUUCAAUGGAAUCGAAUCAGUUUCCGCACCCCCCUGGAUAUGCUGGCUGAAAGUCGACAAGACCACAGCCGUGGCGGUAGUCCACCGGUCACGGAACGGCUUCAGGGGGGGCACGUCAUGAGUACUGCCUCAGCUCCUGAUCCUAGAACCGGUGGUAUGGUUAGUAUUAUGGUCAUGUACCGUCCUCCAAAUGCCGGCGGUCAGGCUGGUAAAACGGUUGAUCUACCACCGACUUAUGAAAGUCUUUAUCUCGGAGAAAGUCCUCCAGGAUACAAUAUGCUGACGGUGAAUAUCCCUAGUGCUGACCAGGUACCAGGGUCAGGUCUUAGUUCCAGACACGAAACCAUGGAGUCUCUCUCCCUCCAGAAUAUUGAAAUCACGGAGAAUAACACCGCCGUGUCUCCGGAUAGGGUUCAGAGUAACCUAACCCACGCUAUCGGAAUCCUGAGACGGGUUGCAUCAGCUCAGAAUACCCAGAUUGAAGUUCGGGCUGAUUCUACUCCAACAGAAACUGUCGUUGAUAUUAUCCCUCGGUCUGAACCCGACCCAACAGAAUCUCAGGGACUCAACUCAGAGCUCCUCAAGGAAACAAUAAUCUCUCCUGUUCAAGAAAUCUCAGUUUAACUUCUAGAUAAAAUAUGUAAAAUGUAGAUUAUAUCACCAGAGAUUCAGAAACAGUAUAUAAUACUCGUCUAGAAGAAUAUUUUAGAUUCAAACCAUUAUUAUCUCUGUAUCAUAAUAAAGUUAUUUAGAGAAACUUGA